Oncorhynchus kisutch (coho salmon) is the source of this 2541-nucleotide messenger RNA. Its product is annotated as alpha-1,6-mannosyl-glycoprotein 2-beta-N-acetylglucosaminyltransferase-like. Gene Ontology annotation, cellular component: Golgi membrane; Golgi stack. Gene Ontology annotation, biological process: protein N-linked glycosylation; oligosaccharide biosynthetic process. Gene Ontology annotation, molecular function: alpha-1,6-mannosylglycoprotein 2-beta-N-acetylglucosaminyltransferase activity. The transcript is spliced from 2 exons. Lineage: Eukaryota; Metazoa; Chordata; Actinopteri; Salmoniformes; Salmonidae. Bases 394 to 1638 code for a protein of 414 amino acids. The record is from RefSeq and is a predicted model, not a curated record.
UUCUGCCUGUUCCUGUUGGCUGAAUAGGACACGUCAGCACUCAAUUCUGUUACACGUUCAUUAUAUCGCAGUCCAAAGACCUAAAACACUCUUCCGGAUAGCCUUGUAGUGAUACAUGACACCUCGCUCUUGGCGAUACACCCGAUCGCUAAACUUCUAAACAGCAAUAGCAACAGAUGAUAUCGAUCAACCGAACUGACAGAUCCGUGUCAGCAAAAAGAGUCAUCAUCCACGAACGAUUUCUUCGCGUACCAGUUUGUAACGUUCUGUGGAAACUGCUGCAUUUGGGUUCCAUCGAAAAUGGCAAAUGCAAACAAGAUGAGGACGCUUUCAAUAGUCAGGUGAUUCAAACCAUCAUUAUUUUAUCCAACGUCUGCCUUUAACUUUACGAAAAUGAGGUUACGAUUUCUCAAAAAGAACCUGCUCAUUAUCCUUGGUGUUUCUUUUAUUAUUGCCACUGUCAUGAUCACAACACGUGUAUUCAUUUCUGAUGAAGUCACGGGUGUUGUCGCUCAGGAAAACAUGUUGCUUGAUGACAAGGCAAAGUUUCAUUACAGUUCUGUUCCAGAAUUGAUAAAGUCUAUUUACAAUGCCAAUUACAAGCAAUACGUUCAGAAUGCGAACAAGUAUCCCGGGGAGACUAAAUUGGUCCUGGUUAUUCAGGUUCACAACAGACCAGACUACCUCAAAAUACUCAUCAAGUCAUUGGAAAAUGCAGCUGAGGUCCACAACUUACUGCUGAUUUUCAGCCACGACUAUUUUUCAGAGGAAAUCAAUUACAUAGUGCAAGGGAUAACUUUCUGCAAGGUCUUGCAAAUAUACUUCCCCUACAGCACACAGCUCUAUCCCAGUGAGUUUCCUGGGCAGGAUUCACGGGACUGUCCACGAGACAUAUCCAAGGACGAUGCUUUAAAAACAGGAUGCCUCAACGCUGAGCAUCCAGAUUCAUAUGGCCACUAUAGGGACGCCUCCAUCACACAGACCAAACACCACUGGUGGUGGAAACUUCACUUUGUGUGGGAGCGAGUGCAAGCUCUGCAAGGUUACAGUGGCUUUGUUGUCUUCCUCGAGGAGGAUAACUUCAUCUUGCCCGACCUCUACCACCUCUUCAAGGAGAUGGUUAAAUACAGGAAGAGCAGCUGCCCUGACUGUGACAUGUUGGCACUAGGCAACUACAACGGCCUGGCAGAAUUUGAUAAGCUCAGCAACAAGGUGCAGACUGCCGGGUGGAUGUCUACUAAGCACAACAUUGGCAUGGGCAUUUCCAGAGAGGUGUACUACAAGCUAAUGGGGUGCAACAAUGACUUCUGCUCCUACGAUGACUACAACUGGGACUGGACCCUCCAGCACCUGUCAGGGACUUGCAUCUCCAAGCCACUCAAAGUGCUGGUGGCCCAGGGGUCCAGGGUUUUCCAUACUGGUAACUGUGGGCUGCACCAGAACAAGGAGGCCUGUCGCCCUGAGCUGGCCCUAAAGAAAGCACAGGUGUCCCUUAAGCUUGCCAAAGCUUCCCUCUUCCCUCAGUCCCUGGCCCUAACAAAUGCAGAUUCAGUGGAGCACAAGGCUCAUAUGAAAAACGGCGGGUGGGGUGAUAUCCGUGACCAUGUCCUUUGUAAUAACUAUGCCAAACGUCUAUGAACAAUGGACUUCUCAUUCUCAUCUUUUUGAUGUACUGAGAGGGUUGAGGAAAUAAGUGCCAUUUAAAAUGUUCAGGGUUCCAAAGGCUGCAGUGUGUUAUUUAAAAAAAUAUUUUUUAAUGAGGUCUUCCAAGGGGUUAGCAAAACAUUUUGGGGGUUUGUUAUGGUGUGUAUGCAGCAGUGUGAUUUAUAGCAUGGUUGUUAUUACUCUUAUUACCAAAAGUAACAUGAUCGCCAAAUAUAUUUCUUUAUUUUUCAAAACAGAUUAUAAACAAGCUGAUUUAUUUUUGUUUUCUCUUUUUAUGUAACUGGGUUUUCUUUUUAUUUCUUAAAAAUGAAGACACUUUUUAUUUAAAGUAAAGCAUUACGAUGUUAUACUUCAUUAAAAAAAGGCAAUGUUUCAGCACCAGCAGCUAAUUAUUAUGGUGCACAUAAAUUACUUUACAUAGAAAAUAAAACUGAAUCAGCGUUAUACAUCCUUGACUUCUAUUACAUGUUAGAUCGUUGCCAUUUGUAUACAUUCUUCAGAACAGAUAAGAGAGUUGAGCCGUUUGCCCAAAUGGGGUGACGCUUGUCCAGCUUCAGAAUCCCUUACCCAUCCACAGUUAUAAUCAUUGUGCUUUAAAUGAUAUGUGGUGCAUACAGUAUAAAUAGAAAAACAACAGCAAAAGUCAUUGUUUGAUAUCUAAUGCACACAGCUAUAGGUUAUAUUGUAUAUAGAAAGUGACAAUCAUGAAAUGUCUUGUUAUAUAUAUGCCACUAAACCAAUGAUCACUUUGUAGCUGACAAUUGGUUUUACUGGGGAAUUACUUACUGUACAUAAACUACAGUAUGACAUUUGUUUGACUGAAAUGUGUGGUUUAAAUAAAAAAAAUCAAUAAAAAUUACAUUGGAACAACAGGAA